Molecule: messenger RNA, 798 nt
Organism: Xenopus laevis (African clawed frog)
Lineage: Eukaryota; Metazoa; Chordata; Amphibia; Anura; Pipidae
Gene: mrpl20.L
Product: mitochondrial ribosomal protein L20 L homeolog
Biological process (GO): translation
Cellular component (GO): ribosome; mitochondrion
Molecular function (GO): structural constituent of ribosome; rRNA binding
Source: RefSeq, marked provisional
GUGUGGAAAGGGCACAUCAUGGUGUUUCUGAGCCUGUCCCGCUGGGUUAGGAGCCGAGGGCCCGAUCGCUACUGGAGGGUUCAGGAGGUGCUCAAACAUGCCCGGCAUUUUCGUGGAAGGAAGAACCGUUGUUUCAGCUUGGCUGUGCGAGCUGUCCGCAGAGCAUUUGUUUACUCUACAAAAGCCAGAAAGGCUAAGAAGCGCAUUAUGAGAGCGCUCUGGGUGAGCAGAAUUGCAGGAGCAACACGAGAGCAUGGCAUGAAAUAUCCUAUGUUAAUGAGUAAUCUCGUAAAAUGUCAGGUAGCACUGAACAGGAAGGUGAUCUCUGAUAUGUCGAUCUAUGAACCCAAAACGUUCAAAUCAUUAGCAGCACUAGCGAAGAGGAGGAGAGAUGAAGGCAUCCUAGCAGCUCUUGGCGAUGGAAAGGAGCCAGAAGGAAUCUUUUCUCGAGUGGUCAAUUAUCACUAACUCCAAAGGUCCACAGUGAUUUGUAUAUUUCUAGAAAGCAGAUUUUUCCAGUUUUUUUUUUUUGUGUAAUUUUUCCUUUUUUAUUGUUUGUGUAAUGGGACAUUAUUUACUAUCAUUUUUAUACAAACCAUCUACCAUCUACCCCUUUUUUUUUUUUUUUUUCUUCAGUGAUUUAUGAAAAGGUACUGGUAAAAGGUUGAUAAACUCAAGUGAAUGCUUGUGCACUUCUUGUUAUUCUUUUUAAUAUUGGCAAGGGAAGGUCUACAAUUAUUUAUAUCUGCCAUACAAUCUGCUUUUCUUUGUGUGAGAAAUAAAAUAUAAAACAGAAAA